GGAGCAUACCCGACAACAACGAUGCUCCAAGACCAGUUCCAGAACGAGUUGGUAGCGCUGGAAGCAUCUCAGAAAGCGGCGCGCCAUGCUGCACUGUUAAAGAUGGAAUCUGCCUUCGAAGCGAUGGACAAAUCAUUGGCGCAGCCCGUGGACGGCGCCAUGGAUCACGUCAUCACCACACAACAGGCAAUUCAAGAUGCGUGCAUUCAGCUCGGCAAAGUCCAAGUGCAACGGCAUCAAAAAGUCGUGCGAUGGAGAGCUGAACUCCGGCGAUUCCAGACGCAGGUGGAAGACCUGCAUCUGUUUGAGCAGUGGUGUGAGCGCACGGAAGCCAACCUGCACCUCGUGUGCGGCAAGCUCGAGUACGUGUGCCACGAACUGAACCGCAUCGAUGCAACGCCGCGCUAACCUCGACCUUUCGUCCGCAUGGAUGCAUCGAAGCGCCUUCAAGCCAACUGACUGCCUUGAUGACGAACAACUCGAUUAUUUACAUCCGAAUGUUGCGCGCUAUCUCUCGAAUUACGUUUUGCUCGGUCCAAUUGCAAGUAACCUGGAGCACUUCUGUCGUCGGGUCGUAGUGGACCUCCUGCCCCCACCGCGCCGGUAUAAGUACAUCGCACGCC
This is a messenger RNA of Aphanomyces invadans, 623 nucleotides long. RefSeq lists its product as hypothetical. NCBI's taxonomy places the organism in Eukaryota, Oomycota, Saprolegniomycetes, Saprolegniales, Verrucalvaceae. Bases 22 to 408 code for a protein of 128 amino acids. The transcript has a single exon. The record is from RefSeq and is a predicted model, not a curated record.